This is a messenger RNA of Loa loa (African eye worm), 207 nucleotides long. RefSeq lists its product as hypothetical. Lineage: Eukaryota; Metazoa; Nematoda; Chromadorea; Rhabditida; Onchocercidae. The transcript has a single exon. Bases 1 to 207 code for a protein of 68 amino acids. The record is from RefSeq and is a predicted model, not a curated record.
AUGUUCCAACACGUGAGUGCUAAUUUGUGCACAUCUUUGGGAUUUGGUGUAUGCCUUUGUCUUUUUGUCUUUGUUCGACCGCGUCAGAGGAUGACUGUUGGCCGCACCCAAGCGGGUGGAGAUGGAGAUCAGCUUUGGUUAGGGCAUCUUUUCCAGGGUCCUCUCCGCAUGGAGCAAGCAGUGCUCUCCAUGGAAAAGGCUGCUUGA